AUGAUACAGACAAACUCCAACUCUUCCUUCAACCUAGUGGAACUUGAAGACGAGCCUAACAGCCAUGAUUUUUACUAUGUUCCAGGGACAAAAUUCGAGCAACCACUGAAAGGUCUGGGGGAGAAUUGUAUGUCCAUGUUCGGUUCUGUCAAUGGACUGAUUUCCCUUCAAAGAUUCGGGUACCAGAUUCCGGAUACAGUUUACAUAUGGAAUCCGGCUACGCAGGAGUCCAUCACUGUUCAGAGUGCUGGAGGUGUAAUGGUAUUCCCUAACGUGAUAACCUUUGGAUUCAGGUUAAGUUCAAAAGCUGGAGAAUACAAAGUUGCUAGGAUUUACCAAGAAGUAUUGGAGGAGAAUUUGCUGCAUGUAAUCAGAUCUGACUGCCAUGUUUAUACACUUGGAUCAGAAAGACGUUGGAGGUACACUGGGCAUGCUCCAUUCCUGUAUACUUGUCGAGAGCACGGUGUUUUUCUGAAUGGUAAUCUUCAUUGGUGGAUUCGUGAUCCUGAUGGAAAGGAAUUCAUUUCUUGUUUUGAUCUAGACAAGGAGUCAUUUCAGCACUUUCCAGCUCCUCCUGAAUUGGAUGAACUAAAUCUUGCUAGCUUAGAACUUUACCAAGAUCGUUGA
Messenger RNA from Coffea eugenioides, 627 nucleotides. RefSeq lists its product as uncharacterized. The coding region runs from base 1 to 627 and encodes 208 amino acids. The transcript has a single exon. The record is from RefSeq and is a predicted model, not a curated record. Lineage: Eukaryota; Viridiplantae; Streptophyta; Magnoliopsida; Gentianales; Rubiaceae.